AUGGUUAUGGAAAAUCAGAACCGCCCGUAUGGCGGCAUGAGCUUCGACAAUGUUUACCAUCACACACCACCACAAUUCACAGAUCCCUGGGCUGCAGCGCACACCUCCUCCCACUCGACACCCCCAGUCUACGCGACUUCCAUGGGCAAUGGCGCCAGCAUGCCCCUCGGCCAGAUCAAGGCGGAAGAAGUGAACCGCGCCAACAUGUCCAUGCCAUACCCCAGCGUCCCAGCGUCAGCGCCGUCAAUGGUGGCUGGGAGCACCUACGCGACCACCAACUACGGCCCCGAGGUAAUGGGAAUGCAGCACGAGGUGCCGCGCACAACUUUUGACCAGACCCCCUCCUACACCACCGCACCCCCCAAUGAGCAGUUUCGCGCCUUCUGCCUACGCUCCCGUCAGCUACGCCCCCAUUCACCCCUCCCCACAAGAUGCCCGUCGCAUCUCGCACUCAAGCUGACCAUUCCCCCCAGAGACGCCGCUCGUGUUGGAUCUACAGCUGCUGGCCCUACAUUCGGUGAUGCGCUCGACGCCAGCCGCGGAAUGGUCGCUCUCAGCCAGGACCUGACCCCGCGCAACAUCUACGGGCCCGGACCCCGUGGUGCGCGGAGCUCAGCUGAUUCCUACGGUUUCCCUUCCACCCACUCUUCCGCCUCGUCAAUCUCUUCCGGCGGCAACUACCCCUACUACAGCGCCUCAGUGGGCUCCGUCGACUCUUCCGUGACAGACUACAGCUCCACCACUUCUGAGUCAUAUGAAUCGCGCACUCUUCCACGUCCGGCCAGUCUCUUGGCCGGCAGUGCUCCCCCUGGUCCGCAAUCCAUGAUGAGCCAGUUUAGCUCGAAGAUGCCUUCCAACACGCAGAAGAAGCACAAGUGCAAGGUUUGCGAUAAGCGGUUCACGCGUCCAUCUUCGCUGCAGACGCAUAUGUACAGCCAUACUGGCGAGAAGCCAUUCGCGUGUGAUGUUGAAGGCUGCGGGCGGCACUUCUCCGUUGUCUCAAACCUGCGUCGACACAAGAAGGUCCACAAAGGCGAGAAGGACACCGGUUCUGGCGAUGACGACGAGUAA
Messenger RNA from Penicillium bovifimosum, 1071 nucleotides. Its product is annotated as C2H2-type zinc finger protein. Gene Ontology annotation, biological process: regulation of transcription by RNA polymerase II. The transcript has 3 exons. The record is from RefSeq and is a predicted model, not a curated record. The coding region runs from base 1 to 1071 and encodes 356 amino acids. Gene Ontology annotation, molecular function: DNA-binding transcription factor activity, RNA polymerase II-specific; RNA polymerase II cis-regulatory region sequence-specific DNA binding. Gene Ontology annotation, cellular component: nucleus. NCBI's taxonomy places the organism in Eukaryota, Fungi, Ascomycota, Eurotiomycetes, Eurotiales, Aspergillaceae.